This is a messenger RNA of Lottia gigantea (owl limpet), 1893 nucleotides long. RefSeq lists its product as hypothetical. The annotation marks the transcript as partial. NCBI's taxonomy places the organism in Eukaryota, Metazoa, Mollusca, Gastropoda, Lottiidae. Gene Ontology annotation, molecular function: ATP binding; DNA binding; chromatin binding. The transcript has 14 exons. The record is from RefSeq and is a predicted model, not a curated record. Gene Ontology annotation, cellular component: nucleus.
AUAUUAAAAUUCUUCCAAGAAGCUAAAAUAGAAGAAUUAGCAACCAUUCAAGGAUGUUCUAGGAAGAAAGCAGAAAUAGUAGCAAAACUUCGACCAUUCAACUCAUAUGAUGAUUUGGUGGCCAAGAUAACCUCAACCAAAACAUUAACAUAUUUUAUCAUACCGGGUUGUUUAGAAGUCAUACAUCUACAGUAUGUUGUUACUAGUUUGAUGGAGAAAUGUGAAAGGAUUGGUCAAGAAAUGGAAUCAGUUGUCUCAGCUUUAACAAGUAGUGAAUGUCUGGAAGAUAGUGAGGAUAAUAUUACUAAGCAACCAAGUCUACUUGUUUCUUCGAAGACAUUAAAGAAUUAUCAGAUGAUAGGUUUAAAUUGGCUACGUGUUAUGCAUGCUCAACAUUUAAAUGGAAUAUUAGCUGACGAAAUGGGUUUAGGAAAAACAAUACAGACAAUAGCUUUUCUGGCACAUCUUAUAGAAGUUGGUGAAAGAGGUCCUCAUGUUAUUAUUGUACCGUCUUCAACAAUAGAGAACUGGUUAAGAGAAAUGCAAGAUUGGUGUCCUAGUUUAAAAAUUGUUAUAUAUUAUGGUUCUCAAGAUGAAAGAAGAGUAGUUAGACAGCAGGUUUUAUAUAGUGAUACUGUAGAAUAUAAUGUUAUAUUAACAACAUACAAUAUGGCUACAGGGAGUGUGGAAGAUAGAUCUUUAUUUAAAAAAAUGGAAUUUCAGUAUGCUGUAUUUGAUGAAGGACAUAUGUUAAAGAACAUGUCUUCAUUGAGAUUUCAGAAUCUGAUGAGAAUUCGAGCUGGUAGAAGAUUACUAUUAACUGGUACACCAUUACAGAAUAAUCUAGUAGAAUUAAUGUCUUUAUUAUGUUUUGUAAUGCCUGAUAUAUUUAGUGGUAAAACAGAAUCAUUGAAGAAAAUAUUUACUAUGAUGACAAAAGUUGCUGAUGAACAAGGAAAAUUUGAAAAAGAGAAAAUCGAACAAGCUAAGAGAAUAAUGAAACCAUUUGUUUUACGUCGACUCAAACAAGAUGUGUUAAGUCAGAUGCCAGCAAAAGAAGAAAAUGUCAAUUAUUGUGAAAUGAUUCCUGCUCAACAAGACAUAUAUGACUUUUUAAUUCAAACUUUUAAUGCUGAAAUAGAGAAAAAGAAAGAAUAUUUAUCAAAAGGGGGCGGAGCCAGUAUGUUUAUGCAACUUCGUAAAGCUGCCAAUCAUCCAUUAUUAAUUCGAAGUAUUUAUGAUGAUAAAAAACUAGCUGCUAUUGCCAAGGAUCUUUGUAAGGAACCAUCUCACAGAGACCGUGGUGCCCUACCUAAAUUAAUACAAGAAGAUCUAGCUGUAAUGCAUGAUUUUGAGAUAAAUAAUGUGUGUAAACAUUAUAAAAGUCACAUUGGUAAAUACAUGUUAGAUCCAAAAGUAAUUAACGAAUCUGGAAAAUUUAAAGCUCUGACUAAAAUGUUAGCAAAAAUGAAAGAAAAUGAUGAUAGAGUAUUACUAUUCAGUCAGUUUGUUAUGGUGUUAGAUAUAGUAGAAGUAUUUUUAAAAGAUUUAGGUUAUAAGUUCUUUAGACUAGAUGGCAGUACCCCAGUUCCAGAAAGACAAAAGUUAAUAGAUGAUUUUAAUAACGAUAAGAAUAUAUUUAUAUUUUUAUUGUCAACUAAAGCUGGUGGAUUAGGGAUUAACCUAACAGCUGCUAAUACAGUUAUAAUACAUGAUAUAGACUUUAAUCCUUAUAAUGAUAAACAAGCUGAAGAUAGAUGUCAUAGAAUGGGGCAAACAAGGAAAGUAAAAAUACACAGAUUAAUAUCAAAAGGCACUGUAGAAGAAGGAAUGAUUAGAGUAGCUAAACAAAAAUUAAAAUUAGAAAAAGAUGUAACAACAAGUAAUCAAGGU